GCAGUUUUAACUUUUUAAAACUGUGGUUUCUCUCUCUCUCUCUCUCUCUCUCUCUCUCUCCCGCUCUCACUGCGCUCACGCACGCUCCUAAGCUUUUAUUACCACUGUGCUCUCUUUUUCACACUCUUCCGUUUCGAGCUCUCUCUCACACACAUUGAAUUUCAAGGUCGCGACGCGAAAUAUGAGCUCUGAAUAACAAACAAACAGAGUUGGUGUCGAUAUCAAGGCAUGAGAGAUGGUUAGAGAAGAUGCUGUAAUGGGUGGUGCCAGUGAAGAGCGUGGUGUUCGGGUCACUCGAGCAAUGGCUAGAGCUGUUUUGGGUGGGGUCUCUGCCUCUUCUAGACCGUCCUUCAAGAAGCAACACAAGAACAACAAAGGUUUCGGUAGGGUAGCACUAGCAGAUGUCACUAACAUAAGCAAGAAAGGGUGUGCUACAUCAAAAUCUCAGGCAAGAGGAGGUUACAAGAAGACUAACACAAAGGGAGCUUCCAAUGUCUCCAUUCAAGUUUUGUCAACUCAAGAAGAUGUUAGAGCAAAAUUAGCAAAAGAUUUACCCUCAAUAUCAAUGGUACAGUCACAUGACGCUAAUGCAGCUGAAAGGCAGGAAGGCACAGAGGUAGUGCAACCUUCUAUGUCUGUUAUGGCAGGUCCUCGGCUUUCAAUGCAGGACUCUACGAAGUCUGAUGAAAUCCUUCGCUCUCCAAACAAAGACGUUGAUAUGAUGAUUACUGAGAAACUAAAACUUUCAGAUGGUUUGGACAUUGUGGACAUUGAUUCAGUGGAGUUAAAGGAUCCUCAAGUUUGGAGUUCAUAUGCCCCUGAUAUAUACAAUAGUAUAUUUGUCAGGGAGUUUGAAAGGAGACCGUUAAGUGAUUACAUGGAUAUGUUGCAGCAAGAUAUCACUCCAAGCAUGCGAGGGAUUCUGAUUGAUUGGCUUGUGGAGGUUUCUGAGGAAUAUAAGCUACUUCCAGAUACUCUUUACCUUACAGUGAAUCUGAUUGAUCGGUCUCUUUCUCAAAGUUUGGUUCAGAAACAAAGGCUCCAGUUGCUGGGUGUUACUUGCAUGCUGAUUGCAUCAAAGUAUGAAGAGAUUUGUGCUCCUCGAGUGGAAGAAUUUUGCUUCAUCACAGAUAAUACGUACACAAAAGCAGAGGUAUUGAAAAUGGAGAGUGAGGUUCUAAAUCUGUUGCAUUUUCAGUUAUCUGUUCCCACCACAAAAACAUUUCUCAGGAGGUUCAUCCUAGCAUCAGAAUCUUCUUACAAGGUUUCAUAUGUUGAACUGGAAUUUCUGGCAAAUUAUUUAGCAGAGCUUACUCUUGUUGAAUACAGCUUCUUGCAGUUUCUACCUUCCUUGAUAGCUGCAUCUGCUGUAUUACUCGCCAGAUGGACCCCCAACCAAUCAGAGCAUCCAUGGAAUUCAACCAUGGAACACUAUACGAAUUACAAAGUGUCAGAGCUUAAAACUACCGUCCUUGCACUGGCAGAUUUGCAACAUGAUAUGAAAGGCUGUUCUCUGAAUUCUAUACGCGAAAAAUAUAAACAGCAGAAGUUCAGGAGUGUGGCAAAUUUGUCUCCGAAACCGGUGCAGUCACUUUUCAAGGCUCAAGUAUAAAACUGUAAAUGAUGCAUCUAUGAAGACUAAAUAUUGACUUUCAGAAUUUCUGAUACUGGAAAGGUGUAUUAUCUUUGGUUGUAAUUAUUUGGCCAUUCUAAUUAUUGUUAAUUCCCAAUCACCGCCUGAUCAGUAGUUGUAACUUGUAGGAUGGUACCAAGCUCUGGUACUUCUAGAUCUUGUAACAUGAAAUUGUUACAUCAUGAUGAUUGAUACAAUUAAAGCUGAGAAUUAUAGUACUUUGGCAUCUGUUUUGGACUCCAUUUUCAGGUAGCCGUUAGGCUGCUAUGCAAGUGCUUCAUGAUUACUUUUAUAUCGUA
Messenger RNA from Glycine soja, 1932 nucleotides. Its product is annotated as cyclin-A2-2-like. Gene Ontology annotation, biological process: mitotic cell cycle phase transition; regulation of cyclin-dependent protein serine/threonine kinase activity. Gene Ontology annotation, cellular component: nucleus; cytoplasm; cyclin-dependent protein kinase holoenzyme complex. Gene Ontology annotation, molecular function: cyclin-dependent protein serine/threonine kinase regulator activity. The coding region runs from base 236 to 1612 and encodes 458 amino acids. The record is from RefSeq and is a predicted model, not a curated record. The transcript has 12 exons. NCBI's taxonomy places the organism in Eukaryota, Viridiplantae, Streptophyta, Magnoliopsida, Fabales, Fabaceae.